Messenger RNA from Penicillium cosmopolitanum, 1263 nucleotides. RefSeq lists its product as uncharacterized. The transcript is spliced from 3 exons. The record is from RefSeq and is a predicted model, not a curated record. Lineage: Eukaryota; Fungi; Ascomycota; Eurotiomycetes; Eurotiales; Aspergillaceae. The annotation marks the transcript as partial.
AUGGGUAAAUUUAAUGUUUGGCAGCCACCACGAGUAGAUUGGAAUAAAGCCAGCUGGGGGACAAUGCAGGCGCAAUGUUCCGAAUUAAAUGCUGACAGAUACGGUCAAGGCCUGACUGAUAUGCAAAUUAUGCAUUUCUUGCCUGCUAGCCCUCGAGAUUCUUCCAGGAAACUCCCUCGCGAUCAGCCUAUUUCUUCUUCCACUGAUUCUCAACACAAAGCACGAUCGGCUGCUAUUCUACGUGCUUGGCAUGAUAUGGAAUGGACCGAUGACUUCAAACAACAUGUUCGUUCUCUCAUUAUGGAGCUGUCGCUACACUCCGGGGGCGAGUAUCAGGUCUACAUUCUGUGCCACGCUGAAAGACAAAACAUCCCACUUAACCAAGAAGACCUCGACUCUACCCGGCAAGUUAAGGCUAAAUUCGUGCCACCGGAGUUUAUGGUUCUGACCGUUCUUUUCAACAAUCAGACUUUAGAGUCAUGGUAUCCCAAGGUCGAAGAUCACAGCACAAAAUCCCAAUACUUGCAACCAGUUCAAAUCUUUGCUCAAACUCUCCAACAAUCUGAUUAUUAUUGGCAGCUGGAAAUGGAUUCCAGGUUCACCGGCCAUGCCUAUCACUUUCUAGAGCAAGCUGUGAAGUUUGCCAAGGCACAGCCUCGAAAGUACCUUUGGGUGCGAAACUCCUACUUCUUAAUUCCAGGAGCCCAUGGAACGUGGGGACGAUUUAUGCGUAUGGUCGACGCUUCUAUGAGAGGCCAAAACAGUAUCUGGGGCCCGAUGGAUCUAUCUGGAUUCAUUCACGCAUCUUCCGCUGCGAAUACCGAGCCUCCAAUGAUCCCAGUGGGCCCUCAAUCCCCCGUUUCUCCCCAGAAGAUGACAAGUUUGAAUGGGGUUCACUGGGGGAUUGACCUGGCGUCUGAGAUGACUGCUCCAACAUUGGCACUGUGGAACGGUUUAAAAGCAGUGCACGUUGCCCAGCCUGUCUACGUUGACGGUAAACGGACGUCGAAGGAGUUAGGCCGCAUACUGAAUCCUGGUACUCCUGAGAAAAUCAACGGUUGCGAAGAUAGUAUCUGGAACUGGGACCACCGCUGGGAUAAUAUCCUCUAUCGUGUGUCCUACAUGUUCUCGACACAGUGUCCGGAAGACUUAUAUCGGAGAUGGAUGGGCUUCAAAAUUGAUCCCCUUCAAUAUACGGACGGCACCUAUCAUCAAGAUCAGCAAGGUCGCAACUGGUUCGAAACUGGCGAUCUGCGAGAGGAU